Molecule: messenger RNA, 843 nt
Organism: Habropoda laboriosa
Lineage: Eukaryota; Metazoa; Arthropoda; Insecta; Hymenoptera; Apidae
Exons: 5
Coding region: 11-742 (243 amino acids)
Source: RefSeq, a predicted model, not a curated record
UGAUGUAAACAUGACCGAAGAACUUUCCGGUGUAACGAUAGUGAUAUUUAUUGCAGCAGGAGUAUUAACGAUAUUAUUAUUGUUCAUAUUUGCAAAACGACAAAUUAUGCGAUUUGCGUUGCGAUCUCGUCGUGGACCACAUAUUCCUAUUGGACACGAUGCACGAAAGUCACUUAAAAAGGAAAUUGAAAGGCGAAUAGAAGUAAUACCAAGAAUACAGUAUGAUCCACAACUUAUCAGUGAUUCAAGAUUUAUUUUAACGCCUCGAGGACAAGUCCCACCGCCACAUUAUUAUAGGUUAAAAGCAGUAGAUGAUAUUAAAAUUUUAGAAGCUGAAAUUACUAAAUACGACAAUUGUCUAAAAAGACAUCCAUCCGAAAAUUUACGAGCAUAUUUACUUGCCACAUUGGCUGCUCCAUUAAAUGGAAGUGGACAACGGUUAAUUCAUCAAUUUUGCGAUUUAUAUGAACACGCGCGACACGAUCCGACCGAGUUCGGAGAUGAAGAAUACCAAGUAUAUACUCAUUUGUUUCUUAAACUAAUGGAUGCGGCUCGUUUGUUAAAAUCGUAUCCGAGCAGUAGAAAAUCUAGUCCAAGUCGCACACCUAUUAAGAAAAAUGUUGAAACGAAACGGAAUAUAUUAGAACCUAAAAUGAAAUUACCCGAGGAUCAAGUAUUGACAGGAUCACGACCCAAUACGUUAACAGUGAUGACAAUGGAUAAUAGCGAAACAUCUGUUUAGCAUUAUGAAAGUCGUCACAUACAGCAGCACAUGUGACGAGAUGCGCGUUCAUAGUUAUUGUCACUCCCUGUGUCAUGUGGAACUGCAAUUAACACGACCAC